AUGUCUGUCUCUGAGCCACAGUCUUUGUUCCUUAGAUUACCUCCUGAAUUGAGGCUUGACAUCUACAAGCAAGUCCUCCUUCAUGAUCCGCAUUCCUUUGCAAGCACCAAGCCUGCUCUCCUUCCUACCUCGAUAGACUACCACGAAGGCCAUCACACCGCAGCGAGCCAUGUAGAGCCGAACACUGCCACUCUAUCCAUCCGUGCCGAAGAUCCAGUCAACUACAAAUCGCGUGCUCCUGAACAUGUACGCAGUGCCUUCUUCGUCCGCUCUGGCGGCCUGCGCCCUGGCUGCGUGCCUACAACCUAUUUCUGCGUUAGCAACUCGGGUAUUUACACAUCCCUACUACGAGCCAACGCUAGAAUCUAUGCCGAGGCAGUCGAAGUCUUGUACUCAAACCACGUCUUCGACUUCGACAUGCACAUCGAGGCCUUUGUCGGCUUUCUAGGAGAUCUGACUCCUUUCGCACGAAAUUGUAUACGAUCGAUACGUCUGGUAAAACGCGCCUUGCCGUACGACAAAGAAUAUUCAAAAGCAGAAUGGGCAAUUGCUAUGGGGUGGUGUGCGAGACUUCCUAGUCUAAGGUCGUUAUCGCUAGGUAUCGUUGCAGGAAGACCCGGUCCAGAUGGUUGGGACUUGGUUCCUGCUUUUAAGCCGAAAGAUUUCAACAUUCUCAGGGGUACAGAAGGAAUGGAGUGGAUUGAAGAGCUGCUUGCUGUGAAGGGACUGGACCAUAUUGCAGUUGAACCCAUUGUCGUGCAUAGCCCGUUUCCAAGAAGCGCAGCAAUGGCACGUUAUAUCCAGUUCUCGGCGAGUAUCGACGACGGGUCAUUUGAAGCCUGGUUGAAGGACAACAUGAUUGAGAGAGCAUAA
Aureobasidium melanogenum CBS 110374 is the source of this 873-nucleotide messenger RNA. RefSeq lists its product as uncharacterized. The transcript has a single exon. The record is from RefSeq and is a predicted model, not a curated record. Lineage: Eukaryota; Fungi; Ascomycota; Dothideomycetes; Dothideales; Saccotheciaceae. The coding region runs from base 1 to 873 and encodes 290 amino acids.